Messenger RNA from Iphiclides podalirius (scarce swallowtail), 366 nucleotides. NCBI's taxonomy places the organism in Eukaryota, Metazoa, Arthropoda, Insecta, Lepidoptera, Papilionidae. The record is from the annotation of a GenBank genome assembly.
AUGUCGACAGCAUUAGUCAGCCCUAUAUAUCUGAGCAGGACUGCUCCUCUCCCGUUUCUUCCCGGCGAGGUGAGACGCAUAGUAACUCGUGUUAACGACGUUUCCACGUGUGGCCGCGAGCUGUUCCCGAAUGCGCGCGAGUAUUCCGUAAACCGUUCGAUUAACGAGAAAGAAUUCUGUCACGACACGAUCCGAGAAUUCGUCGCGACCGCGCGGAAUGCUAAUGGCGCCCGCUAUCGCGUGGCCACGUCCCCGGACGAUCUACGAUCCGUGUUUACGUUUCGGAAUCAGAAUUGGGGCGCGGGAGGUAUUCCCAUCGGCGAUAAUUCCUUCGGCGAUCGUAACAUACAAGAGAGUAAGACCGAC